Messenger RNA from Phanerochaete carnosa HHB-10118-sp, 420 nucleotides. RefSeq lists its product as uncharacterized. The annotation marks the transcript as partial. The transcript has 3 exons. Lineage: Eukaryota; Fungi; Basidiomycota; Agaricomycetes; Polyporales; Phanerochaetaceae. The record is from RefSeq and is a predicted model, not a curated record.
AUGGCUCAGCAAAAUGCUAUAAGAUAUCACAGCGGAUUCUCUCCAGUAGAUAUACUUCUCGAUGGUGGGCUCAAACGUGGAUUUGUCCUUGAAUUGUCAGGCCCGCCUGGGACAUGCAAGGAAAGUUUGGCUCUCGGCAUGGUCCAGGCAUUUGCCAAAAAUAAUCAAAAUGUUUUGUUUGUGGGUGACGCCCCCGCUCCCUCUUCUCCUCGGCAGUACUCGGAUAUGAUUCUGUUCAUGACGCUGCAUACGCUUCCAGAUCUGAUGGUUUUCCUUCACAAACUCCCAUGGUAUCUCGACGAGCAUCCGAGGGUAGUUGUCACAACUCAGCUCUCGACCAAGCUGCUAAACGUCGACGGUUCUCCCGCAACCUUCGACACUGGCGCUAGGGCCAUAAUGAUGCCGCAACCGUGUACGUCA